GACUGUGGACGUGUAAAGCAUAGUUGUCUUUCGAAGCGGUGAGAGGGUGGCUUGCGGACGGUGUCUUAAUUUUCACAUGUUGUAGUAUAACGUGUAAAACAAGAAUUGUUAUAUAUAAAUAGUGUAAAACACCGUAAAUAUGGGGAUCAAGUUCCUAGAGGUAAUCAAGCCGUUUUGCAGUAUACUUCCAGAAAUCGCGAAACCUGAACGAAAGAUUCAGUUUCGUGAGAAGGUGCUAUGGACAGCGAUAACGUUAUUCAUAUUCUUAGUCUGCUGCCAGAUACCCCUGUUUGGCAUAAUGAGUUCAGACUCUGCAGACCCAUUCUACUGGAUACGUGUUAUUCUAGCUUCCAAUCGAGGUACUCUUAUGGAACUUGGUAUUUCCCCCAUUGUAACUUCAGGUUUAAUUAUGCAGCUAUUGGCUGGAGCCAAGAUAAUUGAAGUCGGCGACACACCAAAGGACAGAGCUUUAUUCAAUGGAGCACAGAAAUUGUUCGGCAUGGUCAUAACUGUUGGACAGGCAAUAGUGUAUGUUAUGACUGGCAUGUAUGGUGAUCCUUCAGAGAUUGGUGCUGGCGUUUGCCUUUUGAUCAUAAUUCAGCUUUUUGUUGCUGGUCUUAUUGUUCUUCUGCUUGAUGAGCUUCUGCAGAAAGGCUAUGGACUUGGAUCUGGAAUUUCACUGUUCAUUGCAACAAACAUAUGUGAAACAAUUGUGUGGAAGGCAUUCAGUCCAACUACUGUGAAUACAGGACGUGGUACAGAAUUUGAAGGUGCAGUGAUUGCCCUGUUUCACUUACUGGCAACACGUCAGGACAAAGUGAGAGCCUUGAGGGAAGCAUUCUAUAGGCAGAAUCUGCCGAACUUGAUGAAUCUGCUUGCAACUAUUCUUGUUUUUGCCAUUGUAAUUUACUUCCAGGGCUUCAGGGUGGAUCUGCCAAUAAAAUCUGCUCGCUAUAGAGGCCAGUACAGCAGCUACCCAAUAAAGCUGUUUUAUACAUCAAACAUUCCUAUUAUCUUGCAAUCAGCUCUUGUUUCGAAUCUCUAUGUCAUAUCUCAGAUGUUGGCUGUAAAGUUCACUGGGAACUUCUUUGUGAACCUUCUUGGUGUUUGGGCUGAUGUCGGCGGUGGUGGCCCAGCUCGUGCAUAUCCAGUUGGUGGCCUCUGCUAUUACUUAUCACCACCAGAAAACAUAAUGCAUAUCCUGGAAGAUCCUGUACAUGCACUGCUGUACAUUAUUUUCAUGCUUGGAUCAUGUGCAUUCUUUUCGAAGACGUGGAUUGAUGUGUCUGGCUCAUCAGCAAAAGAUGUGGCAAAGCAACUUAAAGAGCAACAAAUGGUAAUGCGUGGACAUCGUGACAACUCCAUGAUUAGAGAGUUGAACCGUUACAUACCAACUGCUGCAGCCUUCGGUGGUCUGUGCAUAGGAGCACUUUCUGUUCUAGCUGACUUCUUGGGUGCUAUUGGUUCUGGUACUGGUAUCCUCCUUGCUGUAACAAUCAUAUACCAGUAUUUUGAAAUAUUUGUGAAAGAACAGAGUGACAUGGGCAGCAUGAGUACACUAUUAUUCUAAGACCAUUUUCACCAUACGUACAGGAUGAAGUUGUUCCAUCACAGCAGUGUCUGCUGUUAGUUGAGUAGCUGUUGUGAAUCAUCAGAAACAUAGUUAAAUGCAUGAUAAGUGUUUUCUUUUGUUGUAGCUGUACCAGACUAUUUCCCACUAUAUUCUGUAUGGAAUUCAAUGUCACAUCGUAAUGCAGAACUAUUUGGAGGUUUCUUAUUGUUUUAAAUGUCAUAGACAUCAGUGUUCCUGAUUAUUUAUUGUUUUUGGGGCUGUAACUGCACUGCAAGAGACAAUUGGUGACACAAUGUGCACAUGUAUAACCUGAAACAAUAGCCUGUUGACACUUCUCUGCUCUGUAUGUCAAUAGUGUGACAUGAAGAUCGCCACCAAUAAAAGCAGAUGAUAAAGAUGCCACAAAUAUCAAAGUUUGAAUUUAUCACACCACUUUAACAUUACUCAAAUGUUCUCAACUGUGAUUGAAAUGCAGGAAGAAUUGUGUCCUAUCUCUGAUUGUAAUUAUUGGGCACUUCCUUUCCCUGUAACCCAAACUUAAGAUAGAUCUCUUGAAAGUUAUUUACCUAAGGAUUAUAAUGUUUUUUAUGUUUUUGGCACACAUUACCAAGGCUCUUGGUAAUAGCAUUAGGAAUACCUGCAAGGUUUUUUUCCUGUGACACCAUCUUUUAUAAAUCUGUCUGCGCAGUAAAUUAAUAAAGGUUUGACAUUUUCAUUCAUCUCAGAAAUUGAUAAAAGUAAUUUGUGUCAAAUUUGCUGUGAAAAAGUUGGACUUGACAAUGACAUAAUUGUGACAAAGAAAAGAUUGAAUGUUACAUCUGCUUCAAAAUCUGGUCAUAUCAGUGUGUGUUAAGUUCUCAGAUUUCCUGACAUGUCAUCAGAAUUUUCACAAAAACUAUUUGUGAAUGAAUUGUUUUAGGUUAAAAUAAUGACAUAAUUGUCACAGCAUAAUGCUUCUUAGUUAUCUGAAAGAAGUCUGGGUGGAAUAGCAAUAGAGUGGUUUAAGAACUGCACAAAAGAUAAACCCCUCUGAAUCACAUUCAUAAUAAAAUCACAUAGCAUUAAUUUAGUUACAUUGGACAGGUUACAUAACUUUGUUGAUGUUAUAGCAUUUAUAAGUUUUUGUUAAAAAAAUAAAGAAAGAUUAAAAAAAGUGUGUGUGUGUGUGUGUGUGUGUGUGUGUGUGUGUGUGUGUGUGUGUGACAGAGAGAGAGAGAGAGAGAGAGAGAGAGAGAGAGAGAGAGAGAAGUAAUUUUGUAUUGUAUGUCCCUUAAUAAUGAGUGAACUUGGUCUUUGUGGUUUGAUUUGCAAGGGUACACAGUUUUUUUUUUUAAACAAACCGUGAAAUCUUUCCAUGUAUACGUGACUGUCAAUGUGUUAUUUGGUUACUUUGCUGACUUGAUAUAUUUACUUGGUGUAGUCACAAACCGUUUAAUGAUCAUGUGUAAUACUCACAGGUGUACAAAUAGUUUCUUGAUUACUAUUGCAUUCAUAGUAAAUCAUUUCUUUCGAAAAUGGGACUGAUUCAAAGUCAAUGACAGCAGAUGAUUUUGCACGAAGAAUCAUUUGUACACCCAAAACAUUCUCACCCACCAGAGUAAAGCAUUAUCAGAGUUUUGCUACUGCCGUUUAAAUUUUCUGGUGUGGUUUUGGUACUGCUACUUCUUUGAGAAUCUUAUUAGGGAAUGAAAAUACGAAAGCAAAAGUUGACAUAAUAAAAACAACCAAUAUUGUUGUGUGGUCACUUAAGUCAUUCACCAUAGUGAAUGGCAUUAAUUACAAUAUGUGUAGUGGAAAAUACUAAAAUUUACCAACAAAUAUUGAGAGUAAAGCUGUUAUGACUGCACGUGGAGGUAUAUUAUUCAGAGUAACACAGUGGCUUGUGAAAAUAAUGGUAAUGCAUUCUUCUUCCAUGCUACAUUUAAUAGUACACGCAGCUUGAUUGUGUACCACCACCUGUUAGUACUGUGGUGGUUGGAUGGAUACAUUCUUGUCUCUGGUUGUAGGUUUUUUUGUGGUGUUAAAAAUGUUGCAGCUCAUAUUGUGCUGCUGUCUAGCUCUUAAGUUGACACAAGCAUUCAUGAUCGAUUGCCAGGAAACGUUUUUAAACAAACAUGUUUCAGUAUUGCAUGUGCAAUGUGUAAAAUUCCAUUAUAAUUUCAUUGGAUAAGUGUCUUAAUAUAUUUGAUUACCUUUCAAGAUUUGAUUACUUAGUGAUGAAUGUAGCAAGACAACCUAAUGUAAUGAUAUAUAACUUGGUGAUCUCUUGUAACUUCCUUUCCUCUUUGGUGACACACACACUUAAAACUGUAAACAGUGUAAGGUUUGUUUGGCAUACUAUAAGGAAUUAUUUUUUUUUAAAAGAAAGAAAUCACUUGAACUCUUGUAUUUGACAUGUUCAAGCAUAUUGAUAAUGGUAGGGAUGUAAAUUAAUAUUUCACCAAAUUACCUGUUUAUUUUGUUAAUUAUUUAUAGUAUACAGACUAAUAACGAAAAAGUUCCCUGCACACUGGGUGUUUGUUUUAUAUUUUGCAGAUGUAAUGUAAUUGUAAUUACGUAAGUAGGAAAAAUUGUGUAGCUCUGUUAUAUUUUCAGAAUCAGACUUUCUGUAUCAAAUAGUGUAUUUGCACUUCCUUUGUAUAUCCUUUCCUGUAUUUUGUGUGGUAUAGAUGGUAUUUCUUUCAAAAAAUUAGUUUUUUGAAGUGUGUGUGUGUGUGUGUGUGUGUGUGUGUGUGUGUGUGUGUGUGUGUGUGUGUGUGCAUGCAUCACCUAGGAUUUAAAGAGAACUCUUAAAAUAGGAAGAGCAGUAACAUUUCAUUAUAUUAAAACAUUAGAAAUUCCCCACAAAGAAGUCAGUGAAAAUAUUUUGUUUCCUUUGGUGUAUACUUGCCUGGAUGACUGUAGCACAAGAAUUUACGUAACAAAUUAAAUUGUAACAAAAGAUUGUGGAUCACCAUUACAUGACUAUGUCAAAAAAGAACACAUGCUACAUCAAAAUGCAGGAACUGUGACCUGAAAAAAACAUUGUAAUUUGACAUAAUAUAGAUGAGGGCGUGAGUAUUAGGGUAGGCCAAGGAUAGAGCUCUGAAAAGAGGAUUGCAGUGUGUGGGAACUGUUCAUGAAAUUGAUGUUAUUAGAAUACUGUGUAAGUAUAUAAAAUAUGAGUGUGAAUUAUUUCCAAAACAACAGUUUAGUGAUAGGAGCGGCAAAAAUCAUCCGGUUCACUUACAUUGCAGACAUUGUUGAUGAACUAUGUCACACUGUUUAUUACCACCCCACCUCCACCACCAGUCCUAAGUGAGUGUGUCUUUGGUUUAAUUACUUCAGUGUUACCAGUAUCAAAUUGACUGUGCGACUGAGUCAUUACAUGCCAUUUAGGAAUACGAUAAACAAAUUCCCUUAUUCAGUGUGUUUGUGUGUUUCCCUGUUAGUCUUCCAAAUAAAUAACCCACACCGCUUUGACGUAUUUGUAAUGAACAUCAUAAUUGUAAAAGACUUUUAGUUAUUGUCAUAAGUCAAUGCAGUUCUGGUGAACUGACUUAAACUGAUUUAAUAAGAAAGACUUUGAUUGCAAAAGUUAGAAUUGGUGUGAAUUGAUGAGAAUGUUAUACAUUACUCUUGUGAUAAAUCUUAUAAAUGUAAGAUGGUUUUGGGUAGCAAUGUGAUGGAUAAUACUGGUUGAGACUUGUAAAGUUUGUAUUGUGAAAUGACACUAAAGUGAUUGUGUCCUGAACAAAA
This is a messenger RNA of Schistocerca piceifrons (Central American locust), 5311 nucleotides long. Its product is annotated as protein transport protein Sec61 subunit alpha. Gene Ontology annotation, molecular function: signal sequence receptor activity; transmembrane protein transporter activity; ribosome binding. The transcript has 9 exons. The record is from RefSeq and is a predicted model, not a curated record. Gene Ontology annotation, biological process: SRP-dependent cotranslational protein targeting to membrane, translocation; post-translational protein targeting to membrane, translocation. Gene Ontology annotation, cellular component: Sec61 translocon complex; membrane. Bases 140 to 1570 code for a protein of 476 amino acids. NCBI's taxonomy places the organism in Eukaryota, Metazoa, Arthropoda, Insecta, Orthoptera, Acrididae.